Molecule: messenger RNA, 594 nt
Organism: Chinchilla lanigera (long-tailed chinchilla)
Lineage: Eukaryota; Metazoa; Chordata; Mammalia; Rodentia; Chinchillidae
Product: neutrophil gelatinase-associated lipocalin-like
Exons: 5
Coding region: 1-594 (197 amino acids)
Molecular function (GO): small molecule binding
Source: RefSeq, a predicted model, not a curated record
AUGGCCCUGGGUCUUCUGCAGCUGUGCCUCACACUGCUAUGGGCUCUGAUGACCCAGGCCACGAACUCCGCCGAGAAAGCUUUGUGGAGACCAUCGCUGAGCAAUUCCCCCAAGCAAGGAGGCUUUCAGGAUAAGAAGGCUGUGCUUCCCAGAGGACUGUCCCUGGGUACCAACAAGGACAGCUUUGGACAUGUGGCUCCCAGCCAUCUCUGGGCUCUGCUUAUCGCCAGUCCCUUGCAGUUCCAGGGAAAGUGGGGAAUCAUGGCAUGGGCACUGAACACAUUUGUGAAUGAAAGCUUGAGCAACAUGGACAUGGUGAGCACCACCUUUGAGCUGAAGGAUGACCACAGCUACAGUGUCACCUCCCUCUGGUACAGCAGUGACCAGGGCUGUUUUACCCAGCAAGACAGACUCGUUCGAAGUGGCCUGCGCAGCCAGUAUAUCAUGGAGGAUGUUACACGUUACAAGGGAUUACAGAGCUUCACCAUGAAAGUGUUAGACACCAACUACCGUGACUAUGCAGUGGUGUUCUACCAUGCGAAUGUUGACAACAAAGAGUACAUAGAGUGUAUCCUCUAUGCUGAAUGCGAUUGA